AUGCCUACCUCCACGCCACCUUUCGAUCAGCCCUACAUUACUUUAUCGUGCAUGUCGACAUCCGCGUGCCGUGUCAAUGGUCAAUGGGAAGCUGCUUGGCUGCGUUACACGGAACAUAGAGUGGACUUGCGGCUGUCUUGCUGGGAGGACGGGCAGACGAGCUACUAUUAUAUUGCUACCAGGUCUUCGCACGUACUCAUUGUCCGUUACGAAGCAGCUCCCCAAAUUAUCUAUGGAGUGCUCGUCCCUAUGGUCAUAAAUCCACAAUCACAGACGCAAGUUGCCAUCAAGCAAAUCUGCGUGGCUGGCCCCUCCCUUCGAUGGAGGCCGGAUUGUCUUAGACAUUUCUAG
Messenger RNA from Colletotrichum lupini, 351 nucleotides. RefSeq lists its product as uncharacterized. Bases 1 to 351 code for a protein of 116 amino acids. The transcript has 3 exons. NCBI's taxonomy places the organism in Eukaryota, Fungi, Ascomycota, Sordariomycetes, Glomerellales, Glomerellaceae. The record is from RefSeq and is a predicted model, not a curated record.